GUAGAGUAGAGAAGAGAGAGAGAGAGAGAGAGAUGGCGGCUGAAAGGAGAGUCGGGGUGGCAGUGGAUUUCUCAGAUUGCAGCAGGAAAGCGUUGAAAUGGGCUGUGGAUAAUAUCAUCCGGGAAGGGGAUCAUCUCAUCCUCAUCACCGUUCGACCCGAAAAUAACUAUGACGAAGGCGAUCAGAUUCAGCUCUGGGAAGCCACCGGUUCACCUUUAACCCCUUUGAGCGAGUUCUCUGAUCCAGUUAUCAUGAAGAGAUAUGGAGUAAAGGCUGACUCUGAAACUUUGGACAUUGUCUCCACUGCUGCCAAGGAGAAACAAGUUGAGGUGCUGAUGAAGGUAUACUGGGGUGAUCCUCGUGAGAAGAUUUGCGAGGCCAUCGAUAAAAUCCCUCUCAGCUGCUUGAUUGUAGGGAACAGAGGGCUUGGUAAAAUUAAGAGGGUUAUAUUGGGCAGUGUAAGCAACUAUUUGGUGAAUAAUGGUUCCUGCCCUGUCACCGUGGUGAAGUUGCACGAGGCAUGAAACCUAAAGUGCUAUAAUCUACCCUGCUUUAUGUUUACUAUGUUAUUGCUGUAUGUCUGGACUGCAUUUGUCCGUUUUAACCUUUUCUUCAACCUCCAUCUUGUGUAUUCAGAUGGGUGUUUCUGUAAACCAAACUAUUGAGUCAUCCGAG
Hibiscus syriacus is the source of this 675-nucleotide messenger RNA. Its product is annotated as universal stress protein PHOS32. The record is from RefSeq and is a predicted model, not a curated record. The transcript is spliced from 4 exons. Lineage: Eukaryota; Viridiplantae; Streptophyta; Magnoliopsida; Malvales; Malvaceae. The coding region runs from base 33 to 524 and encodes 163 amino acids.